This is a messenger RNA of Melozone crissalis (California towhee), 1297 nucleotides long. It is a transcript of the gene FRG1, whose product is annotated as FSHD region gene 1. Gene Ontology annotation, molecular function: actin filament binding. The record is from RefSeq and is a predicted model, not a curated record. The coding region runs from base 37 to 807 and encodes 256 amino acids. The transcript is spliced from 9 exons. Gene Ontology annotation, cellular component: nucleolus; catalytic step 2 spliceosome; striated muscle dense body. NCBI's taxonomy places the organism in Eukaryota, Metazoa, Chordata, Aves, Passeriformes, Passerellidae.
GCCGGCUCCGUCCGCCCGCCCUUCCCGGAUCCCGACAUGGCGGAGUAUUCCUGCGUCAAAUCCACCAAGCUCGUCCUCAAAGGCUCGAAAGAGAAGAGCAAGAAAAAGCACAAGGAAAAGAAAAGGAAAAGGGAAGAGGAUGCGGCGGAGCAGCUCGAUAUUGUUGGAAACUGGUGGGCUGUCAGUAAUUUUGGUGAAAUUACAGGAACUAUAGCUAUAGAAAUGGAUAAAGGAGCUUACAUGCAUGCCCUCGACAAUGGCUUGUUUACACUUGGAGCACCACAUAAAGGUGAUGAAGGCCCUAGUCCUCCUGAGCAGUUUACAGCAGUUAAGUUAUCGGAUACAAGGAUUGCUCUCAAGUCUGGUUAUGGCAAAUACCUUGGUAUAAACUCAGACGGGCUCGUUGUUGGACGUUCCGAUGCAAUAGGAUCAAGAGAGCAGUGGGAACCUGUCUUCCAAGAUAGGAAAAUGGCAUUACUAGCAGCAAACAGCCGUUUUAUCAGGUGUAAUGAGGAGGGGGACAUAGAAGCCAAAAGCAAAACUGCAGGGGAAGAAGAAAUGAUAAAGAUUCGUACUUGUGCUGAAAGAGAAGCUAAGAAGAAAGAUGACGUUCCACAGGAAGACAAAGGAAACGUUAAACAGUGUGAAAUCAAUUAUGUGAAGAAAUUCCAAAGUUUUCAAGACAAAAAGCUUAAAAUAAGCAAAGAAGAUACAAAAGCCCUUAGAAAAGCCAGAAAAGAAGGCACUUUUCAUGAAAUGCUACUUGACAGGAGAGCUAAAGUGAAAGCAGAUAGAUACUGCAAGUGACAUCCAGCUGGCCCAUUUUCUUCUGCAACUUUCAUGGCAGCAUCAAAUUGAAAAAGAGUAAAAUAUUUUAUAGGUGUUUUUUAUUUAAAGCAUUUUUUAAGUAUCUUGAGGAAUUGUAUUAAAAUUUUCUCAAAUAUUAAUAAUCCAGUUAUCUUGUUAACUGUAUAAUUUGUGAAUACUUGGCUUGUAUGAAGGGAAUGGCUCCAACAAAAAUUAAAGGUAAAUCAAUUAAUAAUGGUAAGUUAUUUGCCAUGUAACUUAAGCUCUGGGAGACAGACUGUGCACUGAUUUAGUCCAGAGAGAAAGCUCCCUGACUUUUAGUUGCUUUUAGGACAAAAUUUAGAAAUAAAUAGAUUAUUGUAUGCAGAUGUUCCUGGCCAGAGUCAGGAAUUCUUGGAUAAAAAUGCAGCAAUAGCUGUGAGGUGUGCUGUGGCAGAGAGGGAGAAAAAAAGUUACUGAUUUUACUCCUUAGUUUGGCCUAGGACUGGGG